AUGAUUCUAGACAUACCUUCCAAUGUUCACGUACCCAAGUUGCCGGACCUCCUCUGGAGCCUCGGCCUGGCCAUCCUCGGAGUUUUUGUGCUACGCACCAUCUACUACGCGACCCUCCAUCCCCUGGCGGGAUACCCAGGCCCGCUUCUCGCACGCAUCACCACCAUCACGUCGCUGCGGCACCGCGCCGAUGGGUCCAAUCAUAGCUGGCCAUUGCUCCUCCACAAAAAGUACGGCCACAUUGUGCGCAUCGGCCCUAGUGAGCUGAGCUACAGCCACCCUGAUGCAUGGCACGACAUCUAUGCCAAGGCUGGCGGUGGAGGCGACAUGCCAAAGGAUUUUGUCGGGCUGGGGCCAGACAUGGCGGCGCCCGAGAAAGGCAUCGUGCGCGCCGACGACGCCAACCACCAGCGGCAGCGGCGCAUCUUCUCGCAUGCCUUUUCCGAUCGUGCCGUGCUGAAGCAGGAGAGCCUCGUGCAGGGACAUGUCCGCAACUUGAUGUGCAAGCUGGCCGACGAGAAUGCGGAACCUGCUUCUUCCCAUGGCCGAGUCGACCUCAUGACCUGGCUGAGCUAUCUGGCCUUUGACAUCAUGAGCGACCUCAUGUACGGCGAGCCGCUCGGCAUGCUCGAGAGCGACCAGUCGGCGCGCCAGUGGGUCCGCGACACGUACUCGACCAUCAAGACGGUCACGCUCGGCAUGGCCAUGAUGGGGUGGCACCCGCCCCUGGGGCCGCUGCUUCUUGAAUACGUCUGGGGCGGCAGUGGCAAGCGCCGCGCCCAGCACAACCGCUUCUCGAUGGACCGUGUCGACAAACGCCUGGACCGCGGUGACAACUCGGGCAGCGACCUUUGGUCAAUGAUCAUGCAGAAAAGCGGCAGCGAGAAGCAACCAGGCAUCACGCGGGCUGAAAUGUACUCUAACGCCGCAACGUUCAUGAUCGGCGGCACCGAGACCACUACAGCCGCCACGUCGGCUCUGACGUACCUGCUGCUCAAGCAUCCGGCCAAGAUGGCCAUGCUGCGCGCUGAGAUCGACGCCGCCAUUAAUGACCCGCAGGCGGACAUGACUUUCACCUGCCUGCGCAAAUUGCCGUACCUCAACGCGUGCAUCGAGGAGGCCAUGCGCCUGUACCCGCCCGCACCGACGCCCAUGCCGCGCAUAGUGCCCCGCGGGGGCCGUGUCGUCUGCGGGCGCUACGUGCCGGCCGGCACGCGCGUCGAUAUCCCGCUGUACGCAGUUGCGCAUCACCCGGAUAACUUUGUCGAUCCUGAGGAAUUCGUGCCGGAGCGGUGGCUGGACGACAGCGACCGGCCUGCCAAGUAUGCUGGGGAUCGGAGAGAGUGCGUCAAGGUAUUUUCGGCGGGACCGAGAGACUGUAUUGGCAAGAACCUUGCGUACCCCGAGAUGAGACUCAUAAUGGCCAGCCUGUUGUACCAUUUCAACAUUGAGUUGGCCGACCCCAGCUUUGACUGGUUAGACCAGAACAGUUACGGGAUCUGGGACAAGCACCCGCUUUGGGUAACGCUGGUGCGUCGCCAAGUUGAAAAGGUCAUUUGA
Molecule: messenger RNA, 1560 nt
Organism: Colletotrichum spaethianum
Lineage: Eukaryota; Fungi; Ascomycota; Sordariomycetes; Glomerellales; Glomerellaceae
Product: averantin hydroxylase
Exons: 2
Coding region: 1-1560 (519 amino acids)
Molecular function (GO): monooxygenase activity; oxidoreductase activity, acting on paired donors, with incorporation or reduction of molecular oxygen; iron ion binding
Source: RefSeq, a predicted model, not a curated record